Paramecium tetraurelia is the source of this 1060-nucleotide messenger RNA. RefSeq lists its product as uncharacterized. The record is from RefSeq and is a predicted model, not a curated record. The transcript is spliced from 5 exons. Gene Ontology annotation, cellular component: cytosolic large ribosomal subunit. NCBI's taxonomy places the organism in Eukaryota, Ciliophora, Oligohymenophorea, Peniculida, Parameciidae. Gene Ontology annotation, molecular function: large ribosomal subunit rRNA binding; structural constituent of ribosome. Gene Ontology annotation, biological process: ribosomal large subunit assembly; ribosome biogenesis; cytoplasmic translation.
AUUUAAAUAAAUAAUAAAUGGGCAAAAAGGAAACAAAAGAUAAGAAGCCAACACAAUUCAAAAAGAUUUAUGAAUUGUUAUCAAAAUAUACUUAAGUUAUCAUCGUUGGAUUAGCAAAUGUUGGAUCUAAAUAAGUGUAAGACAUCAGAAGAAUUUUGGCUAAGAGAAAUGCCCUAUUAGUUAUUGGCAAAAAUACACUCUUCAAAAAAGUUUUGGCUACUAGAGUUCAAGAAUUACCAAAAGAGCACGAAUAUUACGAAGAUUUGGCUAAAUUCGGUAGUGCAAUUAAAGAGUUGGACGCCUUGAAAAACUCAGUUGCAGGCAAAGUUGGAUUCAUCUUCACAGACACCCCAGUCUUUGAUCUUAAACCAAUCAUUGAAGAGAAUAAAGUCGAAACCCCAGCCAGAGUUGGUGCCGUUGCUCCAAUUGAUGUUGUUAUUCCCCCAGGCCCAACUGGUAUGGACCCAGCUUCAAUCCAAUUCUUCCAUGCUCUCUAAAUCCCCACCAAGAUUGAAAAAGGUUAAAUCUAAAUCACCAAAGACUUUGUCGUCUUGAAAACCGGAUAAAAGGUUGGCUAAUCAUAAGCUGUCUUAUUGUAAAAAUUGGGCAAAAAGCCUUUCUUAUAUGGAAUGGAAGUUCUUGCUUGUUAUGACAAUGGAUCCAUCUUGAACAAACAAUAAGUUUCAGUUAAUUUGAAUGACAUUGUUGCUAAAUUCUAAUAAAAUGUUAGAAAUGUUUCAGCCAUUUCUUUGUAAAAUGGUUGGGUUAAUGAGGCCUCAGCUCCAUAUUUAUUAGCUAACGCUUUCAAGGAUUUGGCUGCUAUUGGUUUAUAAUCAGGAUUCAUCUUUGAUUAAAUCAAAUAAUCAAGUGCACCAACAACAGCUGCCCCAGUUGCAGCCAAAGUUGAAGAAAAACCAGCUGCUCAAUAAGCCCCAGCUAAAGCUGAAGAGCCUGAAGAAGAUGUCGAUAUGGGAGGUUUAUUCGAUUGAUCAUGAAAUCAUAGUAUAUUAAUAAUACAUACACAUAAAUAAAUAAACAAACAAACAAUUUAAAUGCUUAA